UUCUCCAUAGCGUCGUAGCGUUCUCCUUGUCUAAUUGUCGCCAUUUCAUAUGUAUCUCCGUUUCAUAUUUAUCUAAUAUGUACAAGCCGAAUCGCCAUUAAAGCGAGACAAAAGAUUGUUUUACUGUGUAUUUUUGACAUUACAAUUAAGGAUCGAAGUUGAAAAUUUCUUGCAAUGUUUACUACUUCAAAUGCCUUACAAAAUGCUGGAGGAACGACACCAACUUUGCAAUAUCAGCAAGCUGACAUGGGCCAGAAGCCCCAAGUUAAAACGAUUGAUAAUACUCAAAUAAAAAUAAGUCAACAUCAACAGCAAGUUCAACAAGAGUUUCCAACAUUCUGUUACACCAAUGUAAAUAUGAUUCAAAAAUUGACACCAGCCUCCCAGGCACACACCAGCACUGUAAAUUUAGCUCAAUUGACUGAUGAUAAUAAAACCUGUUAUAUUGCACAACCGUUCGGUUAUAACUAUGCUUUAGUUAACCAAAUGCAGCUAGCUCAGAAUGGGGUAACUGGAGUUACCAUUGAUGGAAGAAUACCGAAUACAAUAUCUAAUAUAAGUUUUAAAUGUGACGUUUGUGGUUUAAUGUUUGCACAUUUAACUCUUUUGAAUCAUCACAAGAGAAUUCAUAAUCAGGAUCAAGAUUCUGAUGGAAAUAUUACUGUUGUUGCCCAGGCUCAAAAUUUAGUAUCUGCACAGAACUUAGUGCAAGAUGGACAGAGUUUGGGAACAUUACAAGGAGCCAUACAAAUUGUGGCCACAGAAACAUUAGAACCGGCUACAAGCCAAGCGAUGCAACAACAAGAACAACAAUUGGCAAUCACAAAAUCAACUAUGGUUACAAUAGAUAAAAAUCAAAAAUGUAUUACAUGUGGUGGACCAAUCAUAAUUAAUCCAAAACGUAAAGGACCGAAACUGAUUAGAUGUGAAACUUGUAUUAAUAAUGAUAAUGUUUCUCAUGUUAGAGCUGCAACACAAAUUUUUGUUGCCCCUGAUGGUGAUGUUAAAUUUGAAAUGACUGAAAUAACAAAUCAAGGUCAGCAGCAACAGCAACAGCAGCAGCAGCAGCAACAACAGGAUGGUCAAACAAUGGACAAUCUCGGGACACAAAAUGUUAUACCUCUUGGACAAAAACCAUUACCGGGACAUCAUCCUGUUAAGAAAAGGAAUAUUGCUUCAGUUACAAAAUGUCACAAAUGCAAUGGCUCAGGAAUUAUUUUUAUAGGUGGUAAUAAAAAUAAACUGCAAAAUGCGAAUGCUGAGAAACCUUUUCAUUGCAAUAUUUGUGGAGGUUCAUUUUCUAGAUAUUCUAGUUUGUGGUCUCAUAAAAAAUUACAUAGUGGAGAAAAGAAUUUCAAAUGUACAAUUUGCGGAUUGGCUUUUGCUAAAGCAGUUUAUCUUAAGAAUCAUUCAAGAAUUCAUACAGGAGAGAAACCAUAUAGAUGCAAUACAUGCGGUAUGCAGUUUUCACAAUCACCACAUUUGAAAAAUCAUGAGCGUACACAUAGUGGUGAAAAACCAUAUGUUUGCGAGGUUUGUGAUAAAGGAUUUGCAAGACAUGCAACACUCUGGAAUCAUAGGCGAAUUCAUACAGGAGAAAAACCUUAUAAAUGUGAUAUAUGCGGCUCUGCAUUCAGCCAAGCUGCUCACUUGAAAAAUCAUGCAAAGGUUCAUUCUGGAGAGAAACCCUUCAAAUGUGAUAUAUGUUCUGCUGCAUUUGCUGAUAGAUUUGCAUUAAAACGACACAGAGGCAUUCAUGAAAAAUAUGGUCAAACAGCUCCAAGACAACCUGCUCAACCACCACAGAUAGUUAUUUUAAAACAGGAGGAACAAGAUCAGCAGCAACAGCAGCAGCAGCAGCAACAACAACAACAGCAGCAACAACAGCAGCAGCAACAACAACAACAACAGCAGCAGCAGCAACAGCAAGAAGAGGAAAAAAUCCAUGAAGUUGUCAUAACAAUGUAGAUUGUUUAAAACUUCUCCAGGAAUUUCCUUGUUUGACAAUAUCACAUUUCAGGCUUGUAUGACUUGAAUAAUAAGCAAUUUAUAGACUGGAUUAACUAAUUUUAUAUUAUUAUAUAAUUUAGUUAUGUUAAGUUAAAUAGUUGAAUGACUAUUAGAACACAAA
Ctenocephalides felis (cat flea) is the source of this 2131-nucleotide messenger RNA. RefSeq names its product zinc finger protein 83-like. Lineage: Eukaryota; Metazoa; Arthropoda; Insecta; Siphonaptera; Pulicidae. The coding region runs from base 175 to 1968 and encodes 597 amino acids. Gene Ontology annotation, biological process: regulation of transcription by RNA polymerase II. The record is from RefSeq and is a predicted model, not a curated record. The transcript has 11 exons. Gene Ontology annotation, molecular function: RNA polymerase II cis-regulatory region sequence-specific DNA binding; DNA-binding transcription factor activity, RNA polymerase II-specific. Gene Ontology annotation, cellular component: nucleus.